Molecule: messenger RNA, 1276 nt
Organism: Nelumbo nucifera (sacred lotus)
Lineage: Eukaryota; Viridiplantae; Streptophyta; Magnoliopsida; Proteales; Nelumbonaceae
Product: vignain-like
Biological process (GO): proteolysis
Molecular function (GO): cysteine-type peptidase activity
Source: RefSeq, a predicted model, not a curated record
GUGGAGAAUGAAGCAAUGGACGUUGGGAAGAUUGUUUUGUUUGGCCUGUCACUUGCUCUGGUUCUUGGCCUUGCCAAGAGCUUUGAUUAUCAUGAGAAGGAGUUGGCGUCGGAAGAAAGCCUCUGGGACUUGUAUGAGAGGUGGAGAAGCCAUUACACUGUUUCUCGAGACCUGACAGAGAAGAAGAAGCGUUUCAACGUGUUCAAAGAGAACUUGAAAUACAUCCAUGAAUUCAAUAAGAAGGAUCACCCCUACAAGCUGAAACUGAACAAGUUUGCAGACUUGACCAACCAUGAGUUCAGGAGCUUGUACGCUGGCUCCAAAGUAAACCAUCACAGGAUGCUCCGAGGAAGCCAACGUGGUGGAACAGAGGGCUUCCGGUAUGAGAAAGAGAGCAACCUACCCGCUUCAGUCGACUGGAGGAAGAAUGGAGCAGUCACUGAUGUGAAGAACCAAGGGCAAUGUGGCAGUUGUUGGGCAUUUUCAACCGUGGCUGCAGUUGAAGGUAUAAACCAAAUCAAAACGAACAACCUAGUUUCAUUGUCCGAGCAGGAGUUGGUAGACUGUGAUACCACUUAUAAUCAAGGUUGCAAUGGAGGACUAAUGGAAUAUGCAUUUGAAUUCAUCAAGAAAACUGGAGGAAUAACUACUGAGAAAAAUUAUCCCUACACAGCUAAACAAGGAACUUGUAAGGAAGCAAAGAAAAAUGCUCCAGUUGUAACCAUUGAUGGGCACGAGAACGUACCAGCUAACAAUGAAUAUGCAUUGAAGAAGGCUGUUGCAAACCAACCUGUGUCUGUUGCCAUUGAAGCUAGUGGUACAGACUUUCAAUUCUAUUCAGAGGGCGUAUUUACUGGAAAAUGUGGCACAGAGCUUGACCAUGGAGUGGCAAUUGUGGGCUAUGGAACAACUAUUGAUGGGACUAAAUACUGGAUAGUGAAGAACUCUUGGGGACCUGAUUGGGGAGAAAAAGGCUAUAUAAGAAUGGAGCGCAGUAUCUCCUCUAAAGAAGGACUAUGUGGUAUAGCCAUGGAGGCCUCAUAUCCUAUCAAGUUCUCACCAAAUCCUACUGAUACAUACAUUCCCAAGGAUGAACUAUAGAGAAAUUAAUUGGUCAUUGGGCAUAAAAUGUGCAAACAAUCCUUCUCACAAAUUUGACGAUUAUGUUAGCUCAUAUGAACAUAUUUGUCAAGCUGUAUGAGUUUUAUAUACCUAGUUUGUGAAAGACUUUGAUUCAAAUAUGGGUAUGAAAUAAAGGUGCUGUUUGUUUGAAUUA